UAAAUUUUCCUUUUCCUUAUCUGAGAUCCAAACUUAACUUUACUGCAGAGUUCUGUUAUUCCAUCACAAACCAGCACCUGAAAGCAGCAUCACCUGUCCCAGGUUGAGUCCCUCAGGCCCCGCCCCCUGCUCACCUACACGGUAUUUAAGACUCUUCUAUAAAUGAAUGGCUCCAGGUGGGACUCCCUCCGCCGCACGUUGCUAUGGUUCGCGUCGCCACGGCUCUCCAGCUGCUCGUGCUGCUCGUGCGCUUGCGCGGGAGCGCCUCGGUUUUUCCCAAUAACGCGACCGACUCCACGAACCCCCUGACCGUCCAUGACCCGCAGGAGCCGACGGAUGCUGAGGACGCGAACCGGCCGAGGAGCGGCGGAAGGCGGCUCGUGCAGGCCGUGCCAAACGGUCCGGAGCAACAUCAAGUGAGCUGCAGGGAGCUGAGGUCCACAAAGUACAUUUCUGAUGGACAGUGCACCAGCGCCAACCCCAUCAAAGAGCUGGUGUGCGCCGGGGAGUGUCUGCCGACCCACCUGCUCCCAAACUGGAUCGCUGGCAGCAGCCACAACGGGAGAUCCUGGAGCCGCCGAGACGCGCAGGAAUGGCGCUGCGUCACCGACCGGACCAGAACCCAGAGGGUCCGGCUGGAGUGUCAGGACGGCACCUCCAGGACCUACAAAAUAGCUGUGGUCACCUCCUGCAAGUGCAAGCGCUACAGCAGACAGCAGAACGACUCCGGACGAACAGAGGUCGCUGCUCGGAGUGGAAAAAGGCCGUGAGGUUCCAGCUGAGAGGCCACGUGAUACCAGAACCAAUAGAACUCUCUCUCUCUUACAGAUGUUUGUUCAGAGGACCUUCAGGCUGAACCCAGAUCUCUCUGACUCUUAAAACUUGAUGAUGAACCUCUUUGAAAAGUUGGAUCAUAUUGAGCAUAUUUUGUAUAAAACAUGUAAUUUGGGGGUAAAAGGGUUAAAAUUACUGACCUGAAUGGAGGUGAAGAAGUUUGUGACGUCAUUUAGAACAAUAGGAACAUAAAAGCCAUCACAAAAAUCGAUUUAUGUAGAUUUGUAAAUAUUUUUUGAGUUCCAGGUAGUUUGUUUUAGAAUGCCAUUUUUCCCCUUAUUCACUACCUACAUGCUAAUAUCUGUUGAUGAUGUGUAAUUUAUGCAUAUAUCUUCCUGUAAACCUCUAAAAUAAUAAAGAUUUUGAA
Oryzias melastigma (Indian medaka) is the source of this 1201-nucleotide messenger RNA. RefSeq names its product sclerostin domain-containing protein 1. Lineage: Eukaryota; Metazoa; Chordata; Actinopteri; Beloniformes; Adrianichthyidae. The transcript is spliced from 2 exons. Gene Ontology annotation, biological process: negative regulation of BMP signaling pathway; negative regulation of Wnt signaling pathway. Gene Ontology annotation, molecular function: BMP binding. The coding region runs from base 204 to 770 and encodes 188 amino acids. The record is from RefSeq and is a predicted model, not a curated record.